Molecule: messenger RNA, 1399 nt
Organism: Hevea brasiliensis (rubber tree)
Lineage: Eukaryota; Viridiplantae; Streptophyta; Magnoliopsida; Malpighiales; Euphorbiaceae
Product: growth-regulating factor 10
Exons: 4
Coding region: 547-1206 (219 amino acids)
Biological process (GO): regulation of DNA-templated transcription; DNA-templated transcription; developmental process
Cellular component (GO): nucleus
Molecular function (GO): ATP binding
Source: RefSeq, a predicted model, not a curated record
CGGACCAAAACUCAAGACCGACAGCAGGAAUGUCAAGCGGCAAGUAGCCAUCCCCCACGAUGUGAAAGUGUGCUUUACGCACUGUGGAUGAAAAUUGUUAUUGAAGAAGAAAACAACAAAGGCCUAUUUGUCAUCAGACUAUAAACAAUAGGUCCUACUUGCCUGACAUCGCGUGUGUGUUUCUGUCAACACCUGCACAAAGGUCUGAGAUGUCAGAAGGGUUGCAGUCUCACUUUACAACUAUGUCUUGAAUUGGUGGGCAUGUAAGACAAUUUAUACCUAUGGCAGUAUUUGAUGCCUUGGUGUUCUAAAUGUCAUUUUUAUGGCUGUAAAAUUAAAUACUAGAUAGAAACCCCUAAGGCUAUCACCGCUUUUUGACAUUUUUCUCUUUUUUACUGUUAAUCGAGCUUCUGAUUUCUGACUUGAGAUCUACAGUAGCUGCAGCUAACAGAGAAACACAAGUUCAGUCUUUGAUUGGUAUUCUUUUUUACUCAAUGUGACUCAGUCUGUUCUCCUGUGCUCUUUUUGACCCUUUUUCAUGCGCGUAUGCUCGAAAUGGAGUCCCAAACCCAACCUUCAAAGAUUGCCUGUCUUGCUGAUUAUUCUAUUUUAGGUAUUGGACAGACAAGUUGUUUGAACAUGGAGAGACAUGGGUCCAGCGGGGGUUCUGCAGGGUCACCUCCAAUUGGGCUAGGACUUGCGCUUGGACGUGGUGGCUCGACUGAUCGUAGACCAAUACCAAUCCCUGGCUGCACCUUAUCUUACGGCUUCACCAUUCUGCAACUUCAAGAGCUACAGCUCCAAUCUCUUAUCUACAAGUACAUUGAAUCUGGAUUCCCAGUCCCCUACCAUCUUGUUCUCCCAAUAUGGAAGAGUGUUUCUAGCUCCCUCAGCGGUUUCAAUUCAAGCUUGUACCAACUCUACCCUACCUUCAUGGGGUAUAGCAUCCCAUUGCAUUUGGAAUAUAAAAAUGGGAUGGACCCGGAGCCAGGGAGAUGUAGAAGAACAGAUGGGAAGAAAUGGAGGUGUAGCAAAGAGGCUCUUCCAGAUCAGAAGUACUGUGAAAGGCACAUGCAUAGAGGGCGCCAGCGUUCAAGAAAGCUUGUGGAAGCUGCUUCUCAAAACAAUAGUGCUAGCACCAACCUCUCCAUUUCACUUCCAUUCUCAAAUGAUCCAUCAAAUGGAGAAGUUGGAUUGAGGCCGUAGUUUCAAACAGGAGAAAGGUUGUUGUUGGUGAUAGCAUUGUCAGAAAUUUCGUGGGCUCCAGCGUUGUUUAAUUUUGCCUUUCCAAACAGGACAUGUUUGUAUCUCUGCUAGACCUUGUUCCUAGCGAAUUGAUUAAUUUUGGGUUUUGUAGCAGCAUAUCUUAUGGAAUAGGAUUUGCAUUUUAAUUGCAUCA